Messenger RNA from Drosophila ananassae, 5086 nucleotides. It is a transcript of the gene wcy, whose product is annotated as WW domain-containing adapter protein with coiled-coil homolog. Gene Ontology annotation, molecular function: RNA polymerase II complex binding; chromatin binding. Gene Ontology annotation, biological process: regulation of autophagy; positive regulation of TORC1 signaling. Bases 826 to 3483 code for a protein of 885 amino acids. The record is from RefSeq and is a predicted model, not a curated record. The transcript has 15 exons. NCBI's taxonomy places the organism in Eukaryota, Metazoa, Arthropoda, Insecta, Diptera, Drosophilidae. Gene Ontology annotation, cellular component: nucleus.
UUCACCACGGCAGAUGUGACACUCACCAUAUCGCUUAAACGUCAAACUCAACUCAGCCGACGAACAGACCGCACAAAGCGUAAUGUAAAAGAAUUGAAAAAAAUCAUCAAGUAUAGAGGCGAAAAGGCAGAAGUCGCGGGGCAAAUUGUUAAAUUGCGUUAACGCUGAACAAUUAAAUGCGGCGUUUACAGCACAGUAAGUGCGAGCGGCUAAUAAAUUGCGGAGGCGAACAGCAGAGCCGAUAAAGCGGCCAAAAACGGCGACCGCAAUUUAGGCACACACACACACACAUACACUCAUCAUUCACACACACAUAGAGGAAUAUCAACCGCGAGAGAGAGAGAGAGAGAGAGAGAGAGCCUCCUCCAACACACGCUCCACACGCCACACCACACCGCAUCGCCAAACCAACACACACACAUACACAUACAGGCAAACCAAACCAAACACACACACACAUACAAGCGCGCGUGCCUUGGCAGGUGAGAAGAGGAAGAGGAAGAAGAAGAAGCAGCAGUAACAGUCGGAGCGGCAGAAGCGGAGCGGAAACGGAGGCGCCAAAGCCCCAAAAGUCAAAAAAAAAAAAAUUCAAAUCAGGAGAAUUUGAAGUAUUUUCGUCUCGAAGGCAGCAGGACAUCAGCAAAGCAACAACAAACGGGCCAAAUUCGAGUGCGAUUUCAAGCCAAGAAGGAGGUAACCGAGUAGGAGGAGCCUGCCCCACCACUAACAACAACAACAACAACAACAACAAACUACAAACUCCAACAAAAACAAGAAGAAAAAAAACAGCAAGGAAGCAGCGUAUUUGGCGAAAAUCUUGCAUUGAUGGUAAUGCAUGCUAGAAAACCGCAGCGUAUGAACGAUGGGUACUUUGAGAAGCAUACCAGUCACACAUCCUACCAGAGCUCAAAGUACAGCAGUUCAAAGCGCGACUACGAACGCGACCGUUCCUCCAAUUACCGCGAUCGCGACCUGUCACCUGGCGGCGGCGGCGGAGGCGGUGGCGGCGGCGGCGGUGGCAGCGGCGGAGGCGGUGGCGGCAGCAGCGGCAAUGGCGGCGGCGGCGGCGGACCACUAAACAAUGGCAACAGCUAUCGCUCCCAGUCGCCGGACAUUGAUUCGCCAUCGUCGCGGUCGCACGAUCUCAGGGAUCGCAGCGAUCACCGGGGCGGCGGCGGCGGCAGUGGGCGUGGCGGCAGCGGCGAACGCUACAGUUUCAUCCAAAAGAUGCGCGACAGGGAUCGCGAUGCCUACAAGAAGGAUAAAUAUUCAGACAAACGCGAUCGGCGGGGCAAUGACCGGGACUCGGAGUCGUCGUAUCGCACCAACCACGACAGGGAUCGGCGCGGCGGUGGAGGCGGCGGUGGCGGAGGCAGCGGGGCCGGUGGCAAGCUCUGCUCCUCCAGGGAGAACGACAAGCGUUCCGGUUCCGAUGACCGCGACCGGGACAGGGAUCGGGACAUGCGCGAUCUGCGCGACAAGCGGGAUCGGGGCUCUGAUCGCGAUCGGGAUUUGUACAAGAAGGACAAGUACGCAGACAAACGCGAAAGGAGCGAUCGCGGCGAGCGAACAGCGCGCUACGGCGACUGGAGUGAGCACGUAAGCUCGUCGGGGAAAAUGUAUUACUACAACUGCAAGACGGAGAUCUCCCAGUGGGAGAAGCCAAAGGAAUGGGUGGAUAGGGAAAGGAAUUUGCCGCGUGAUCAGCACCGUGAGAAGGACUAUCGUGACAAGGAUCGCGAUCGGGACCGCGAUGAUCGCUUCUCCAGAUCGAAUAAAUUUCUUUCAGCUUACAAACAUUCCAAUUCUUCGCGGGACAAUUCACGACUGAGAUGGAAUUACGACAACGAUGGCCCGCCCAGCCAUCGAAGGCGUUUGGAUGGACGACACAAUGACAAUGCUGACAUGGACAUAAGCGGCGACUCGACGCCCACCUCAGAGGCCAGCUACUCCCUGAGCGGCACGCCCACGGCACACAGCGGUGGUGGCGGCGGCGGCGGUGGAAGCGGUGGAGGAGGAGGUGGAGGUGGAGGAAAUGGUGGCGACCAGCCCAUGGGCAACGCCCUGCCCCGCCUGGCCUCCCAUCCCAAUGCCAGCAGCAGCAACUCCUCGGUGUCGGGAGGACCGCUUGGCGCCGCUGCCGUAGUGGCAGCAUCGGCAGCUGUAGCGGCAGCGGCACUCCACUAUGGCGGCGGUGGGGCGGGACUGGUGACGGGAGCCACCAUGCUGCCCACCAGUGGCCUGUCCUCCGUGGGGGCGAACAGCAGCGGCAGCAACAGUGCCGGCGGCAGCAGCAACAGCAGCAACAGCGGCAGCAGCCUAAGGAACUCGGUCGUCGGCCACAUUGGCUCCACCUCUGGAACAACUGUGCCGACGUUGGCGAGUCAGGAUCCGCACCAACAUCCCCAUCAUCUGAACUCGAAUGCUCCCCUGCCGCCCGGAGCCAAAGGCAAGGAUCAGGCCCUGCUGAUGCGCCAGAAGAUGCACCUGGGCCUGGGCGUCUUGGACGGUGGUGGCGGUUCGGCGUCAGAUUCGGUCGUAAAUCAUGCCUACAAUUCGGUCAACAACUCGGUCACUGGCGGCAGUCUAAGCAGCUUACGGGAUAAUAAUGUUAACUCCCCGCUGUAUAUGCCCCAUCCGCAUCAUAGCCUUUCCCCGUCGCUCACCAGCUACACCAAGAGUCCCAUACCGACGAUUGUCGGGCACACGAACAAUGUGAGCAACGCCUACUCCUGCAGCACACCCUUCGGACUGAAGUCGAGCCUUGACGGCGGCCUACUGGUGGCCUCCGCUUCCCCGGCCACGCCCACUGCCUCAUCCGUCGUUAGCGGCGGCGUCAAUAGCUGCGUUGGCCAAAAUAUAGUGCCCGGUUUGGGCCCCGUCAGCGGUAUCAGUGUGAUCACGUCGAUGGGCAGCAACAGUGCCUCCAAUAGCGGUGCGACAGGCAUUGGCGAGGGACCACCGACGCCCACCCAGGAGCUGGAUCUGAGCGGUUCUGUGCUGGAUCAGCAGGCGCAGCAAGCGGCCGCCGUAGCAGCAGCGGCAGCAGCAGCAGCGGCCGGCAUGAGCCAGCAACUGGCAGCGCAGCAGAGAGGCAAAUUGGAUGGCGCAUCAUCGGCCACUCUGAGCACGCUGCAGAGCUGUGUGGGAUCGUCGGUGCAGGCGGCCAACCUGCGAGGUCCCGAGAUAUCGCCCAAACUGGCCAAAUACUUUCGCGCUGAUCUGAUCGCGCACGUAACGAACUGGCAGGCGGAGGUGCUGGAGCGUCAGGUAAGCUGUGAGAAAUGCUGCGAGGAUACACAUCUGUUUGGGGACAUCACCUGCACGAGGAUAUGUGCGGAGCUGAAGUGUGCCAGGAGUUUAGUGAGGAGCACAGAGAUCAACGCCACCCUGCAGGAACAGAAAAUCAUGUAUCUGCGCCAGCAGAUCCGCCGGAUUGAGGAGUCGAAGACUCAGAACGCGUUCAUGUCGGACGAUACUUAGGAUCAGGAGCAGGUUAGGCUCCGCGUCCAUCGCAAGCUGUCGGUCAGGCUCAAAAAGAGCAUAUUCUGGCGCAGCUGAUGAUGAUGAUGUGGCGGCGGCGGCGGCGGCCUAGCCUCGUGAAUGCGAUGAGGAAGAUGCGACAUCCGGCUCCCCUUUCUCUACUCCACCUCCAUCUCUACUAUAUCUUCUCUCCAUUAUCCUACAAAGGGCAAACACACACACACACAUCAGCACUCCUACACCCUCAUAGAUACACAGAUACAGAUACCAAGUCGCCUAGGAUAGACCUGUGUUCGUCCUGGCAAUCCAAUUUUGAAGUAUGGUGGCAGCUUAUUCAAGGAUUGCCGCCAAAGGACAAGGUUCAGAGGUUCAGGACAUCAACAAUUCAACCGGAGGACGAACGUUUCAAGGCAGAGAGUGGAAGGAAUGGAUGAAGGAAGAAGAAACUAAAGCAUAAUUUAUAAUUAGCAAAGCGUAAAUUUAAUACAAAAACAAAAACAAAACAAAAAACAAAAAUAUGUAAGCAAAAGCAGAGAGAGAGAGAGAGAGAUAAAAAAACAUAACAAAACAAAACAAAAGAACAGAAAUAGCAACGAGAAAACCAAACUCCAGGAUACAAGAUACAAGAUACAACUACCGAUGAACCUAUCAAGAAGCAAUAAGGAUGAAAGCCUACUUAGCAUCAGAAACAACAAACAAACAAACAAACAAACAAACAUGGUAAAUAAAAACACCAACAAAACAAACAAAUUAACAAAACUAAACAAGUCAACAUAGUAUACUCAAUUGCAAUAAAAAAGAAAUGAAAAAUGAAAUGCUAAUUAGAGGAUAUAUGCAAAUGAUAUAUAUUAUUAUAUAUAUAUACUUAUGUAUAAAUAAAUAUAUAUAUAUGAAUAGAGUAUAUGAAAGUUUGUAUAUUUACAAUAACAACAACAACAACAACAACAACCACAACAAGAAUGUUAAUCAUAAUGAUAAAAUGAUUAUCGAUGACAACCAAAAUGCAAGUCAGAAACAAGUUAAAUCGAACCGAAUCGAAGAAUCCUCUACACAAGACACUGAGAAAAAAAAAAGAGUAAAGAAAAGCUUCUAUAUAGAAACCGUUAACAACUCGUUAUAUAUAUAUCUUAUAUAUAUCUAAAUAUAUAAUAUAUAUAUAUAUUAUUAUAUAUAUAAUUAUGUAUAUGACCAAGUUUUGUUAUCCGUUUUUUUUUUAUUUUUGAAAAAAAAACAUAGUUUGGUUUUUCUCCCAAUCCCCCCCAGAAAAAUUUGUUUUUUGAGUUUACACUGCGAGAAAUCACUACCCACCCUUACACACACACACAACAACAACAACAACAAAAGAACUAAUAAUGAAAAGAAAUAAUUAACUUCUUAAUUUUGAAAAGAAAAGAAAAUUGUAUUUAUAUUAUAUAUAUAUACGAGUACGAUAUAUAGGCUUGUAACUUCCGAUUUAUUGAAUUUUCAGUUUUGUUUUUUUUUUUAGUUUAGAUUUUUUUAUACACCCCCUUCUCCCCUACCUACUCCCCCCCCUACACUUACGUUUUACAUUUAUUAAUUAUAUAUAUGAGUAUAUAUAUAAAUAUAUAUUAUAUAUAUGCGU